Messenger RNA from Penicillium brevicompactum, 2553 nucleotides. RefSeq names its product cell division control 45 family protein. Gene Ontology annotation, biological process: double-strand break repair via break-induced replication; DNA replication initiation; mitotic DNA replication preinitiation complex assembly. Gene Ontology annotation, molecular function: single-stranded DNA binding; DNA replication origin binding; chromatin binding. The record is from RefSeq and is a predicted model, not a curated record. The coding region runs from base 1 to 2553 and encodes 850 amino acids. Lineage: Eukaryota; Fungi; Ascomycota; Eurotiomycetes; Eurotiales; Aspergillaceae. The transcript is spliced from 2 exons. Gene Ontology annotation, cellular component: DNA replication preinitiation complex.
AUGUAUCUUCCAAGGCAGCUCAUCUCACACCUCUACCUACAACUCCUCCGAUCUCACCACCCACUCUCCCCGCCGGUCCUGAUUCUCGUGGCACUCGAGCCAGACGCGCUAUGUGCCUGCCGAAUUCUUACAGCAUUGUUAAAACGCGACUACAUCCCUCAUAAGAUCCAACCCGUUGCAGGAUAUGGCGACCUGUCGCGUGCGGGGGAGGAACUCGUCCGACCCAUGCAGACCACCAAUGGCGGCAGCGGAGGUGUAGUCAUUUGCCUCGGAGUCGGGGGUUUGGUCGAUCUGAGCGAAAUGCUGGCGCUGAGCAACCCUGAAGACGAGGUGGAAGAUAUGGGCGGCGUGGAGGUCUGGGUGUUCGACGCGCGACGGCCGUGGAACCUGGGGAACAUUUUCGGCGGACAAGCUGGGAUGGGCCAGGCCAUGGAAGAAAUCGACGCGAAUGCGCGACGGCGGGGGCGUGGCGUGGAUAAAGGCUGCAUUACAACUUCUUACACGUCCAAAAACGGCGGCAUUGUCGUCUAUGACGAUGGCGACAUCGAAGAAGAACUGCGCAACGAACGAGAAGCAUAUUACGCGUUACUAGAGAUGCCAGAAGUUGACGAUGACGAUGACGACGCGAGUGAUGAUGGUUCCGACGACGAAAUGCAAACGGGGUCAAAAAAGCGCAAGUCUUGGUCAGGUCGCGAAGAUGACGAGGAGUCAGAAGGCGAUGAGCCGCCCCAUCAACGCAGAAGGAGCAACUCGGGCUCUUCUAUCACAUCAUCCCCGAGUCGUCGGAAGAAGACUGGUAUCAACUCGUCAAAUUCGUCCCGAUCUGUGACGCCAACAACCGACUCCCCCUCACCACCGGAGGCGAAACAACCCUCAGCGCGCUCUUUAAAGAAACGCCUACUUAAUCUGAAGAGGAGACACGACUCUGUUCUACAGGCAUACUACUCUUCGGGAACAUCAUACUCUGAACCAAUCUCAUCUCUGGUCUAUUCUCUGGCAUCAGAGCUCGGAAGAGAUGACAACGACUUGCUAUGGCUUGCCAUUGUUGGUGUCUCAAGUCUUGAGCUCAGUGGCCGGUCCAUGACCGGUGUAGGCAUUUCCAACACGUCAGAAUCUGGUGGUUCGGCAGGUUGGGGUGGCCAGAGAGGUGAACAUGUCCGCCAAAUCCUCCGUGAUGAGGUACAUCGACUGAACCCACCCGACCCCUCGGAGCAAAAUCGCGAUAUCCGGGGAGAGAUCAAUGGAGUCAUUCCAACGACUGCCAGGUCGCCAACCGAUACGUCAAUCCGCCUUUCCCCAGAGCCUCGCUUCCUUCUUGUCCGGCAUUGGUCUCUAUAUGAAAGCAUGCUCCACAGCCCAUAUCUCGCUCCAAGACUCCAUGUCUGGACAGAGAAUGGCCGCAAGCGACUGCACAAACUUCUAGCCAAGAUGGGUAUCAGUCUCACCCAGUGCCACCAAUACUACACGCACAUGGACAUGGAUCUGAAGCGUGUACUACGCGGACGUCUGCUCAAGUACGCCCCCAUGUACGGACUGGACGGGCUUGUGCCGGCAGAGGGUACAUCGGGUACCAGUGCCCGCGAGGGCUGGGGUUUCGUGCGCUGCUGGGGCUGGAAGGCCUGUCUUUCCGCAACAGAUGUAGGCGUGAUCGUUGGUGCAAUGCUGGAAGUUGGACCGCACGAGACUUCUCCUUCGUGGGAUGCCGCACGUUUGCCAUCAGCGCGUAGCAAUACCGACGACGAAAACGGAACUCCAGGCGAAUCUGACCUGGCCAGUCUACUUCCUCGGUUUUGGAGUGCCUAUGACGCCCUCUCAUUGACGUCCGAGUCUCCCACACUCCUCCUGGAGUCUUUGCCACUAGCCCAGCAUUUACAUCGUGCUAUUCUUCGCACCGGUACUUCCCUGCUCUCCAAGCAUCAAAUUCGGCACCUUCGCGCGUUCCGCAUUGCGGUGGUCAAAGAUGGACCCGAUGUCAAGCUCUUUACAAACCCUGGAGCUUUGACAAAGUUAGCAUUGUGGAUUGCAGAGGCAAUUCGAGUCCAAGAGAAAGAACGUGGUGACUCUGUCAAGAUCGGUCGCAAGAGAGCAGCAGGAACUCCUCUCGUCCUUGCUGGUCUCGACGAAGAUCGUGAUCUCUAUGUAGUCGUUGGCACCGGUGGUGGCGGUGGUGUUGUUGACUUCGCCGCAAUGUCCAAACGCCAAGAGGAGCGUAAGAAGAAGAAAGAAAUCAAGGACAAAAAGCAGAGGGAGCGGUCAGAACGUCGAGCCAAGAAGGCUGCCGAGCGCGCCGAGCGCGAAGAGGAGACUGGUGCCGAGGACGAAGAGUCAGAAGAAUCCGAGUCCUCGUCAGAGUCGGAAUCCGAAGACGAGGAAGAUCCGCGCGGAAAGAAGCAUCUUCUUCGAAAUCGCUUCGGCAUUGCCUUCCAAGAGGUGGUUCAGGAGACCAACGCCCGUGUCCGCAUCGACAGUUUCGAACACUGCGUUGUCGAGGUCCAAAAGGAUGACCUUGGUGGCUUCCUCGAGGCCCUGAGCUUCCGCAGUGUGGUGGGCUAG